CUCUGUCUUGAGAGUUACCAUGGAAGCAGAGUGAAAACAGAAGUGUGCAGAGAAAAUCAAGUGCUCAGAUUUUAAGCAAGCCUUGCUGGAGAAGAAGAAAAGAAAUCAAGGUAAACACAGAUCUCUUGAUUAUGGACACGUUGACAGUGUUUGGUGCUGAUGCAGAGGAAGGACACAGUGUUGCAGUCCCUCUGCUUCAAGAUGGUAACUUCAGGGUGCAAGUAGUGGUUCAGGACCUUAGCAGCCCUUUGGAACAGCGUCUGCAGGUGUCCGGUGCCAAGACAGUGGGUGUGGACUUCAACAACUCAACAAGCAUUCAGGGAGCUUUAAAGGGAGCAGCCAAGUGCUUUGCUGUGAGAAGUACUGAUUUCACAGCCCCAGAUCCCUUACAGUUACCUUGUCCUUAGAAGAAUUCUAUUCACUAUCACAUGCAAGUGCUAACAAACAUUUUAUCUAACUAAACAUUUUAAAACAUCAUGUAUUGCUCUAUACCAUAUUAUAAGGAUCCACUAUGUUCUACUUGGUUUGAGUAAGAGGAUUUAUCAAGGAACUUUUUGUUUGCAGUGCGAGAUUCAGUGAGGGUACUGAAUUGCUGAUGCUUGUAAACAGCACAAGAUAAAUCACCUGGUGUUCUGAGGCAGUCACCAUGUGCACAGGACGUGCGGCCUGCCAGCAAGACACAUGCAUGCCAAGGCCUGCGUUAACAACUACAUGAACGAAAUCACACUGCCCAAGACUGAGCUUGUCACUCCCUUCUGUUACAGGCACUUCCUGACUUCCUUCAAACCAGUACAGGCUGGGCUACAAGAUAGUUCCAGAUUUCUGUAAGAACAUUUGUGGAGGAUUAUAAAGGCACCGGAGUCCAGGAUUUUGGCAACAUGUUUGAAUUCUGGAAAAAAGGUGCCCAGAAAACGAACGCUGCGAUAACUUCCUCUCUGUGUCCUGAGAUACAGAGGUUCUCUGAAUGGGUCUCGGAAAACAGGGAGUUUAUCAUUAGCACACUUGAAAAGGAGUCUGGAGCUUCAUAACUGUCUUACACAAUAUCUACAUCUACAUUUGUGAGGAAAGAGUUACUCAUCCUUUACCAUUGUUGCCAAAAUGCCCUGACACAUAUAGCAGGCCUAUCACUCCAAGUGACGCUGUACCCAUUGAAAAAUCUACUAGGAAGAUGGAAAGAGCCUUCUUGCUUCUGCAUCUUUAAAAGAAUAUCUGUCUUGAUGAGGAGAAACCGGGUUGUUUGAUUGCUUAAGUGCCAAGGCUUGGGAGCCAAAUAGAGCCAGAGAAACAUGAUGUUUUGGUUAAAUCCACUUCUGUGUGUGUUCUGUGUGCCCAGGUCUUGGCUAUGAAGAGAAGAUGCAUGCAGUAUUGUCAGAACAUCCAUGUACACACAUCACAACACAGACAGGAGCUGCUAAAUCAGCCGGUGCAUGUUCCAGCGAAUUUGAGCCUGUUCAGUAAAAACAGUGACAUUUACUAGGUUAGAUUACACAAGACUGUCAAAAUGUAUUUUUGCAUUGGGAUGUAAAAGUCAAAUAUCCACUUCUCUUUCCCUGUAUAAUGCUUUAUUUCAUUAUUAUUCAUAAGCACUAUGGUAGUAUUAGGAGAUAUGAGUAACAUAGUUUGGCCGUAGCGUUUGACACACAUCAUUGUAAUACCUGUGGGAAAAUAUACCAGUGAAAAUGUUUGUCACAGAUAUGCUGGAAGUGCUACAAAUGAGGAAGUGCAUUGUGGGAUUAGAACUUUGCAUCAUAGGGGGAUUUUUCUUCUUUCAGAUUUUUGUUUGGUUGUACUUUGGAUUUUUUUUGCACAAUUGAAACUGCCCUUAAAUCAGGAGACACAGCCUUUUUAGACAGGCCCAUAUUGUGUUGAAACAAAGGCUUAGAGUUUCCUGUUGCCGUUUUAACAGGUUAAAAAAUGGAAAACACAGAGUUUCAUAAUACACCUAUCACCUCUAGGCCAUUGAGUUGUACCGGGAAUGUGUUAGUUGCCAUUGUUCCUCAAAGAAAGCAGUAGUUGUUCAUCUGAAACAUGAAACGCACUUGACAAUGAUCCAAAACCUGCUUUUCUUUGUUAUCACACCUUGGAGCAAAAUGUAUUAACAAAGUUGUGAAAUUGGACUGCCACACCCAUGACAUUAAUCAGGACAUUAAACUGUGGAUGUACUGUGUGUCAUACUUGAAAUGGCAUGUUUUAACCCUUUACUGAACAAAAACGAUUUGAAUUGAAAUCGGAAUGUCUGGGAAAGGAGUUGUUUGCAAAAUAUUCUGAUAUUUACCCGUACAGUGAGGUUUGGUUAGUAUGUAAAACUGACAGCUUGACUUGUGUGGGGCAGCGCAGUCUCUUAUGGGUUUGCUGUCUUAGAAUGUAGACUCAUGUAGUCAAGUAUUUGGUCAGCUGAACAAUUUUAUUGCUUUACAGUAGCGGUACAAUAGCCAUGUAUAUUUACUCAACUUACAAGGCAUUUUACAAAGUAACUACCUUUAGGGAAUAACGAAGGUUAGCCCUUCAAUUAAAAUGAAUUAAACACAAUUUAGUUAUUCAUCAUUAGUUUUAGAGCAAUGAACAACUCCAGCCCUCUCAGAAUGGAGAGAUGUAUUAUGUUUUAUAUUUUAUAAAUGGAGUGAAACAGAGUGAUCAUGGUAGACUGAUCCACUUUUAAUAUAGUUUGGUUAGUCUUCUCAACCUAAUUUUAAUUGCCCUAAAUUAUAUUUCAAAAGUAUUAUGAUAUUCUUAAUUGUAAUGUACUUAUGAAGAUUAUCUAUGAAUUGUGUGUGUGUAUAAUAUAUAUAUUGUAUGUGCAGACAGUAUUUAUAACAUUUUAUAUUAAUUUAAUAAGAAAUAGCUAUCUAUAGAGUAGCAGGUAUACCUUUAAAUGUAUGAGGUCUGGCUGAGCCUGUGGGUGGAGCUGCAGUAUACAUGUACUACAAGAUGAUCAUAUCUUAGCAGUCUGUAAUAAAGGCUGCCAGAGUUCUGGGAGUGCUCCCACUGAAGACGCAAGAACAGGUAAAGCACAUAUAUCACAAACUACUUUAGUUAGUUCAACGUUGUAAUAGAAGAAAAACUGAAAUGGUGGGGAAUUAAAUUAAAUGUUGUUUUAGCACUGUACUUUAUAUAUUUCAACAAAGACUUAUGAUACAUGUAAAUCAGAAUGGCAUUAUGUAAAAAAAAAAAAAACCCUUUCCAGGACAUGAUAUUUAAAAAUAGUAAUGAAUAAUCCAAGUAUACUUAUUACUAUCUUUAAUUAAUACAGAUGUGCAAGUUACUCAUUUUAAAAAAAGUCUUAGGACUAAUUUCACAUUUAUAAUGAAUACCAGUGUAUCUAAUGCAAUAAUGCUAAUAAAAAAAUAACCUGUUGCUCACUGCUAACUAAAUGACAGUUUGCAUUGCUUUUCCUUGGAAACCAUUGCUAUGGCUUUUUACUGUUGCAGGUAUAAUUUGUCAUAAUUGUUAUUUAACUGAAUUAAAUACCUUUAAGGGCCAAGAAACGAUAGCAUUGUAAACCAGUUUUUUGUUAGUAUUAUUAAAUGUAUUUAAAGUUAAUUUUAACCACCCUAUAACAUGUGGACACAAUGAAUUAACCAAAAAGAAUUUUAGUUAAAAAUGCACAUUGAUAAACACAAUGUUUGGAGUCUACUGUCUGUAUAAAAAAAAAGCAAGUAUUUGUGGAUCCUGUUCUAUUUACAUCACCUGCCCUACCCUCUUUUUAAUAAUCAUUCUAUAUUUUUUCACAGUGUAUGAUCUGACUCCACUCAACAGAAUCAUGACCUACUUACUGAAAGUGAGAAAGUCCACCAGUAAGCUCCAAGCCCAGAGUAUUGUAGUUUUGGGACUCUAUUUCAUCUUCUGUACACGGUGUGUGCCUGCAGAGACAGAACAUGUCAUUAACUGCUCUGCACAGAAUUACCCCACCACUCCUUGUGCAUUUCCAUCAGACACAAAGACUGUGGACCUGUCUCACAACAGCAUGGAAACAAUACUUCGACAGGAUUUCUUAGGUGUCAGAGGACUGAGGAAGCUCUAUCUACAGUUUAAUAAAAUCAGUGCUGUAGAUCCUGAGGCUUUUCAAGACAACCUAGAGCUGGAGUAUCUGGACAUUUCAAACAACAGACUGCAUGAUAUUUCCACCUUGCCCUUUAGAAGCCUGCCAGCUCUGAAUCAUCUGGAUAUCACCAACAACAUUGACACAGACAUUAUCUUAGGACCUCAGUUUAGCAGCCUUCAAAACCUCCAGACCGUGAAGCUUGGCAAUCCUCAGAUCUCUUCCUUAAGAGAGAACAGCUUCCGAGAACUUGAGGGCCUCCCUCUGAAGGAAUUCCAUCUUAUUACAGGAGACUUCAGUGAAUACGAGCACUCUCUGAAAUCCCUCCAUGGACUUGAGAAGAUCACUCUGGAGGUAAACAUGUGGCAGAAUUUAGAGCUGCUCAAAUCUUUGUUUGAAGACAUUAAAAAUGCCACUAAAACAUUAAAGAUCAUGAGCCUUGAUCUUGUCAAAAGUGGGAAGUUUGUCUCUUUAUUUUCUGCCUUGGAACGCUCACAAGUGGAGUCCCUUGCUCUUCAGAAUAUUUCUAUGACUGAUAACAACAUUGCCAAUUUGUUAAAUGCUUCUAUAAAGUCAGAGAUUGAAGAACUAUCCUUUGAUAAUAUUCUUGUUGACACUAUAGGAAACUGGCGCGCACAAAUUGAGCCAUUUGAACAAACACAUCUGAGAAGGUUCUUUAUUAAAAACAUAUAUAACCCUAACUUUUACAAGUUUUACUCCCUUGAAUAUAUGGUGAACUUAUUUAGGCCACUUAUCAAAGUAUCUAUAGUUAAUGCUGGUCUGUUUUACGUUCCAUGUAUAAUAUCAGAUAGUCUGGAAGUGUUAGAGUCUUUCAAUGUGACCUCUAAUUUGAUUCAAGAAUAUUCACUGUUUCCAGGGUGCCACAGGCCACUGCCUUCUUUGCGAUCAUUAGUGGUUGAUCACAAUAAAUUUGUAGACCUACCUAAACUUGGUUUAAUGACAUCCCAUAUGAAACAGUUGAUGAACUUGUCUGCUGAGUACAACAGUUUGGUCUUCCACUCCAGUACAACAUGCCAUUGGACAGAAAGCCUUAAACGUUUGAACUUGAAAGGUAAUUUCCUCCUGAGCAAUGUCUUUGACUGCCUCCCUGCCUCUUUGGAGGUUCUGGAUUUGAGCAUCAACAACAUCACUGUGGUUUCUAAUAUUGAAAAGAUGAGAAACUUAAAAGAGAUCUACCUCUCUGGAAACAGUAUAUUCACCCUAGCAGAACUGUCCCCUUUGCCCGCUUUGAGAAUCUUGCAUGCCGAUGGGAACAAAAUAACUCAAGUCAACUUGGGUAUGCUGAAAGCUUUCAACCUUAGUGAACUGAAAUUUAGCAAUAAUCCGUUUGAGUGUUACUGUGAUAUACAAGAUGUCUCCAAAUAUUUUGAAAACACAAUGACCAGUAUUAUAGGUUGGCCUGAAAAUUACCAGUGUCAGGUCCCACUGAGUCUUAAAGGAACGUCAUUUAGUUCUGUAUCUCUGUCUCUGGCACAGUGUAAUCCAGGCAUUAUUGCUGGCAUAACUGUUGUCUGUAUUGCCAUACUUGUGGCCUUAUGCAUUUUGCUUUGUAUAAAAUAUAACGUACCCUGGUACUUAAGAACUCUAUGGCUUUGGGUUAGGGCCAAAAAAAGUACAGAUAUUGACCUUGUGGAAAGAAAUUUGGAAUAUCAUGCUUUCCUUUCCUAUAGUGAACAUGACUCCACAUGGGUCAAGACUAAUCUUCUAAAGCAGCUGGAAGAAAGUGACCCUCCAUACCAUGUCUGCAUCCACGAGCGAGACUUCAAGCCUGGGAAGCCUAUAAUCACCAACAUCAUUGAGUGCAUCUCAAAAAGCUACAAGACCAUUUUUGUUCUCUCAAACAACUUUGUGAGCAGCGAGUGGUGCCACUAUGAGUUCUUUUUCGCACACCACCAGGUUUUUGACGAGAAGAAGGACUCGCUUAUUCUGCUGCUGCUGGAGCCCAUCCCCACCAACUCCAUUCCAGACCGCUUUUGUAAACUGAGAAAACUGAUGAACAAGAACACCUACCUGGAGUGGCCACAUGAUGAGACCCGACAGUCCAUGUUUUGGAAGAGAUUGAAGGCAGUGCUGAACCAGGAAAUCAAAGCACCAAGCCAACAGGGCUCCACUGGAAAGUAAUGGGCAUUCUAAUAAACUGAGACUAAACCAUUGACUCUCUGGCUUCCAGUCAAGCAGAUCAUUGUUUAUAAAGCUUUGUAUCUGACAUACAGUUCAAGGCUUUGAAAAAAACUCACUGUGGUUUAAUGAUAUAACUUGUAAACUGAAAUACGAGGGUCAUUAAUUAGAACAGAGAUGGAGGGAAUAUAAAUUGCAUGUUCGUUACAUUGCAUGGAAGGCCCAUCUGGUUAAUUAUAGGCUCUGGUGUUGGCUAGAUCAUCAUAUUAUUCUAAUUUCAUUGAAUCAAAUAAAAAUAACCCUAGAUUUAUUUGUGCUACCCUAGACAAAUUAAUUACCUCCCCACUUAAUAGUCCCACCCUUUACAUUGGCUCCUCUCUUAGCUGCAAUGACUUUUUAAACUUUUAAAAAUAACAUACUGGAGAUCAGAAAUCAGAGUACACAGACACCUUCUAUUAAAAAGGAUUCUAACAUAAUAUUACCAAUUAGAACUGUUAAGGCUACUAUGGAGGCUUUUUCUUUGAUUAAUUUACAUGAACUGACAGCGCUAAUUCAGCAUGUGAGAGCUACCACAUACUCUCUUGAUCCUAUUCCUACAAACUUUUAAAACAGUACUAUUAAUACCCACAUCUUAACAAUUAUAGAUGUUUCACUUUCCUCUGGUAUAGUUCCCUCAGAACUUAAGGUAGCUCUGGUAAGGCCUAUGCUUAAGAAACACAAUUUGGACCCUAAAGUCCUGAAUAACUGUAGGCCAAUCUCCAAUUUACCAUUCUUCGAUAAGGUUCUAGAGAGAGUUGUUGAAAAUCAAUUACAAACAUUUAUAAUUCUUAAUGGUGUAUCUGAGAAGUUUCAGUCUGGAUUCUGUGCUGCACAUAGCACCGAGACAGCCCUUGUCAGAGUUGUAAAUGAUCUGCUGAUAAGCUCUGACUUGGGCUUUCCAUGAGUUUUUAAUUCUCUUAGACCUAAGUGCUGCCUUUGAUAUUGUGGGGGGGGGGGCCGCAUCAUUUGAGACUUAUAUUAAGGAAGUUACAAAAGUAUCUUUUUACCAUUUGAGAAAUAUGGCCAAACUUAGACCAAUUAUUUAUGUAUUUGUUGCUGAGAGACUAAUGCAUGUCUUUGUUUCAUCUAGAAUUGAUUAUUGUAAUGCACUUCUUUCUGGCAUCCCAAAAGGGGUGCUGUCUCGCUUACAGCUCGUUUACAAUACCGCUGCUAUAAUUCUGACUAAAACCAGGAAAUGUGAACAUAUUACACCUAUUUUAACCUCCUUACACUGGCUCCCUGUGCAGUAUACAAUAGAUUUUAAGAUUCUGAUGUUAACCUAUAAAGCCCUAAAUGGGUUAGCACCUAGUUAUUUAAAAUAUAAUUUCAGGUAACAAUAUAUCAAUUAUAUUGUCCAUGUAUUUUCAGAAAUGUAUUAUUCAAUAUAUUUACUAAACAUGUAUUAUAUAAUGUAUUCACAAUAUAUUACAUAAUGUAAAGUGCCUGGACACACACCAUAUUUUGCAUGUGUUCCACCAAACAGAUAUGAAGCAAAUAAAUAAGAAAGGAAUGGAAUUCCGCAAUUUCACUUAAAAAUAACUAUUAUCUUUAAACAUAACGGAAUAUAUCAACAUUUUGUAAAAAUUCAGUGUAUAUAAAACACUCAAGUACAAAAAUGAAAAGCUUUCAACAUAUGCUAAAAGGCUGUUUGCAUUACAACAGGUGUUUGGGCUGCUUCUCUGUAGACCUGCUAACAUUGUUCUUCUGAAACUAUGAGACGUUACAAAAAACUGCUGCUUCCAAUUAAAAAUUCAUUAAUAGCUAUGGAAUUGUUGCUGAAAAAAGAGCUAUGAAAGUAAAAAAAAAGAAAAAUCCACUAAUAAACAGGAAAUACAUUUUUACAAUUUCAUUCUUUUUUUCAUAUUGGUGGGCAUACAGUUUAAAUAUAAGGUGCCUUAAAAUAUGAACAGCCUAUUGUGUCCUUGAUUGUUAUUGACCUCUCUUUUUUUUCUUCUAAAUACUAGGCUUAGCCCAGUAAUUUUUUAUGAGGUAUCUGUAACACUUCGGUAUCUGCAGAAAGAUUGAUUAACGACCAUAUUUGUUCCGUCAAGAAUAAACUUAUUUACCGAAUUAAAAUCAGUGUCUGUUUUUUUAUCUGCUGUACAUGGAUAAACUUAUGAAACCUUGUUGUUUUAAAUUUAGUGCUGCCUGACCGUCGCAGUCUCCCAUUAUAUGCAAUAUAUAAAUAUAUUGUUUGAAAACACU
Messenger RNA from Acipenser ruthenus (sterlet), 8422 nucleotides. Its product is annotated as toll-like receptor 2 type-2. The transcript has 5 exons. Gene Ontology annotation, molecular function: protein binding; triacyl lipopeptide binding; transmembrane signaling receptor activity. The record is from RefSeq and is a predicted model, not a curated record. Bases 3620 to 6181 code for a protein of 853 amino acids. Lineage: Eukaryota; Metazoa; Chordata; Actinopteri; Acipenseriformes; Acipenseridae. Gene Ontology annotation, cellular component: membrane. Gene Ontology annotation, biological process: immune response; toll-like receptor signaling pathway; inflammatory response.